Molecule: messenger RNA, 4315 nt
Organism: Patiria miniata (bat star)
Lineage: Eukaryota; Metazoa; Echinodermata; Asteroidea; Valvatida; Asterinidae
Exons: 1
Coding region: 1553-2626 (357 amino acids)
Source: RefSeq, a predicted model, not a curated record
AAAGGAUGCAACAAGAGAAGGAAUUUGGAUUCUGCGAAGUGAAGGAUUAAGUAUUUAGCCGUUUCAGCAUGUUUUCAGGCAUACUCAAAUAACACCUUCCGACUUGAAGGAACUUGGAGGAAGUGCUUAUUCGGUGAAGAUGCAGAGAUCUUGGAACAUUAUACUUCGUUUUCGCGGUUAGUACAGCAGAAAACGAUCAACACAUUAAGCCUACGUAACCUACCACGACGAACAGAUAAUUUGGUACUGGAAUAAAGCAUCAUCGGUGAAUGCAGAGACUGGGGCAUCAAAAACACCAAAAGCCCUUUUCCCCGAAGAGAUCUAUACCUCUUGCGUAAAUCGCACGGACCUCCGCCCGCUAGAGCCUCAUUCUUCACGGUAGGACGAACAGUAAACUACGGCGUGGUUUUCUUUUGCCUUGGGAAAUCAAAGUGGAUCGUGAUUUAACAUUGAUGACUACAUGUAUACAGUUUUGACUGGGAAACAACGAGGCUUUCGAAAUACAAGGCCGAUGAAUGUGUGGACAAACACAGACGAACAAAAUGAUUUAUCCUGGAAACUGAUUACGGGAGUAUGUCCACGUGUUCCUGGCAAGAAGCAAGAAAUUUUCCUCUGAUUACCAAGGACCAUAAUCAACAAAACGGGGGAAGUAUCAUCAUUUUAGUGAACCGUAAAACAGACCAAUUCCGGCAGUGUGAAACUCGACCAAGAGAGGAUCAACGAGUGAAACCAAGCACCGUGAUGAUAAGCUAAGAAACCGCCCGGGGAAUGUAGUACAGUCACCGGUCUCAACAGAAUGACAAAACUCGGUGUGAACGGGAUAGAGCGCCCACAAAACUGACUCAGAAAUAUCUUCAUACUUUUCAUCAUUGAAAAUCUCUGUGAAGUCUUUUGCACAUGCACCACAAAACUCCUAGUGCUAAAACUCUAGUGCUUCUGUAUACCGAGUGCAGACACGCGAUGCUGUUUUCACAUCCCACAUAAGUCCCCUGGCCUUCAUAAGCUAAAUCACCUGGACACAUUGAAGGUCUCGGUUGAAAUUGAUUAAACCAUCAUAUAUACCGCGGUUUGAUUCAACACACGUCCAUAUAACCGAUGGACACACACAGGCAACAGCUCUGACUAUGAGAUACAGCGUUGUUUGAGUGUAUGUCACUACUUGUACCCAAAUUUGCUGACUAAUUGAAUGCGAUACUGAAAUGCACACCGCACAAUUAGGAUGCUCGGGUAAAUAUUUACGGUGAUGAAAUCAAAUCUGUGAGCUACGUCAUCUCAUAGAGCUAGAAGUCGAGAGGUGCUCAGUGUUUUGUCACAAGUUGGCAGUGACCGCCUAGCGACGUGGCUUCUUGUGUUACUGAUGUUUAGCUUGUGGGAUUAAGUGACGACUGACGGGAUGUAUGGCAAUUGUUUGUUUCCGGGGAGGGAACAGUAGCGAUUGGUGCUCGCGUGGAGAGUUCCUGGUAAUAUUGUUGUCAUCAGUGUGUGGAGGUUUAAAAGGCGUGCGUGAACUUGACACGAGGAACAUUUUGGUGAAGAGCCGUCAAGAGAUACUAUGACUGUUCACGGGACGAUGAUGGAUAGCGUGAAUUGCUCGCUCGGGAGUACCGUUGAUUGCUUCAAUUUCACCCAUGAGAACGCCACUGCAGCCCCGCCGCCGGAGACCGGUCCGCGCUGCCGUUGGCCGGCUCCCACACCAAACUGGACAGCCGCAUUUGAGGAGUGGCAAUGGGCGUGGCACGCCCACAUCUACCUGUUCCCCACUCUGUACCUCGGACUGUCCAUCUACAUCAUCGUGUGGUUCGUCACCGGUUGUUCCAAGAAUGCAACAACGGGUAACGGAGGAUUCCGGGGGAACCGGAAGACCUCACGACUAAACGCCACACUACAUGGUUUAGUCCUGGUCUCCUGUGUUACUCGCUGUAUCUUCCUAUACACUGAUCCUUAUGGCACUCGUAAACUGCUCCCUUGCCCCCUUGGCCCCGUUCUGUGGUCCUGCGGCUGGCCUUUCAUCACAGCAUCCAUCAGUGUGCUUCUCCUUGUCCUCCUUGAGACCACUAAGAUGUCGCUGGCACCUCCAAAGUUCCAGAAGCCCUCAACCCUCGCUGCUGUUAUUGUUCCUUCCCUCUGUUUCGUCCUGGUGGCCGAUUUCCUAGUCGCCUACGACAAUUCAACCAAGUAUGCCCUGCUGGUCUGCCAGGCGAUGUUCAUCAUUUGGGGCACCCUUCUGGGGAUUGGCUUCCUGGUGGUAGCUUGGAAGAUGCGCCAUAUCGUCGCCAACUCGAAAGGCUGCUUCACCAGUCAGGAGGUUGGGGUUCAGGAGACAAGUCGCCUCAAACGCCUCAAUGACAUCGUCUUGGCCUGCUCAGUCAUCGCUCUGGCCCUCACGAGCAUCAAUAUGUACGCUGUCAUAUCCAUCUAUGUCUCGCACUUCAGGAGUGGCUAUACCUCACCCUGGAGGUGGAUGAUCUUCCAGACUUGUCAGAGGUUCCUUGAGGUGUCCAUUGUUGUCGUCAUCUUGCUUGCAGUCCAAGGAACCGGUAAGUGGAAAGGGAACAAGGUGGGACCUCCGUCGUCUGCUGCGACAAGAGGGGAAUCUGCGGGUGCCUCACUGAAUAAUCCCGUGUAAAAACCUCAACUGAUAAACAUCACAACCUCAGUGCAAUAGACAAAGGACCGGUGAACAGCGUAAUCAGGACUCUCCUCGCUGUAUGUAAUAAUCACAGACCUUUUCCUCAUAAAUGUGAUGAAUUAAUAACAUUGUAACCUCAUUCGGAGCAUGAACGUUACAUUCUCAGUGUGAUAAACUGUAAUCUUUGGAACAUUUGCAGGAACGUUCAAACCUCACUUUGAUAAAAAAGGACAAUUAUUCGAACCUCACUUAUGGGUCACCCUAACCUCAGUUGAAGACAUCAAAAUCGCAAUCAACACAAUUAAACCUCACUAUAUGGGUUUGUCGAAGGACAUAUGAACCUUGCUGUUAUAAUUGCGUUUCCACCAUCUGAAAUAGUGACUGAGAUGAAAACAACUCAGCCAGCCCUGGACAGGCCUACUUAAUUUUCAUCUUGAUCGACACUGGCGGACUCAUCACACUUGAAAAUGAUCGACAACGGACAUAAUGGUUCACACCAAACCUCACAACACUACACCAAAGUCUCACUGAGAUCGAAAGUGGAAAUUAGACUUUAAAAGCAGUGUACAAUGACUGUAAAUAAUUACAUGUAUGUAUAAGAAAUUAAGUAAAAUGUAUGUAAGUACUGUACCCGUGUGCCAAAAUUGACUUAGAUUAUACAUAACACCGCAACCUCUGAGGUUUUUGUGCCUGGUGUAGAUUAAUUACACUGGAUGAACUAAUCUGAAGCUAUGUGUUCAUCCCGACAACAUUAAAUGCCCAAAAUAUCCUGGGGCAGUUUGGAUCAUUACGAUAUACAAUGUACUUGCACAAGUAAAAAUUGUUCAUAAACAUCUGGUAUUUCUUAACAGUAUCAAUCACAAGUUGUAGAGUUGCAUAAGACUGUGGUUUCUGUUAUGUACAUCACAAGUAUAGCUCAUGCACAAGCAAGUACGUGUACCAAAAAAAAAAUAGCACGAUUGAAUAAUGAAUCAAGUAAGUAAUUAUCAAUUAAUAAUUUGAGCUAAUUACCAAUUAGAUUUUACAUGUGAUUUUAAGAAACGAAAGUAAGUCAACAGCACACAAAAAGCCCCCUCCCCCAUAAAAAAAACAUGUCGUCAAAAUAUCAAAGUUUAAAAUAUUAGGUAUUACGUGUUAUUGUGCUCCCCCAAAAAAGAAAAAGAAAGAUAUUUCCAUGCAUGUAAAUUAAUAUUUUGUUUCACUUAGCGGUAAUACUAUGUCGACAGCAGUGACAGUGCCGUACGGUUGUUCCAUUUUAUAUUUCAUUCCGUCAAAAAAAUAUUACUUGUAAAUCUAAGCACGGUUGUUCCAUUCAUUUCACUCUGUGAAAAAAUUACUUGCAAAUCUAAGCAUCAUUAGAUUAUGGUUAUUUGGAACCAAGGAUAAAACUUUCUGCCACGGCAGUGCCACACACAGCGAAGCAAAUAGGUUUCUUUAUAUUAAGAUUAAUCUCAAUCAUUUAUUUUCAGAUUUGGAAUAUCUUUUUUAUUGAAUCUGUCAUCUAAAAAAAUCUUCAUCAAUUUCUCUGCUGGUGGUUAACAUUCGAGUACAAAGUCUUCAGCCUUGUCACGAUUUGUAGCUGAAUAUUGUGAGCGUCAAAAGGAGCUGAUGAUUAAUGUUACGCUGUGAUUAGAAAAUGUACUGGGAAACACUAAAAUUAUGUUAGAUAAUAACAUAAUACUUGUA